UUUUGAUUACGGUUCGGUGAUUCAUAAACGUUCUUUAUGUUUACAUCUGACUACAGUAGCUUACUGAUGAGGUCAGAUGUUGUCAUUAGGAUGACUUGAUGCAUUUACAAUGAUGCAUAGGCAUUUCAGAUUAUCACUUUACAUAAACUCCUGAACAACACACUGUUCAGUUAGAACAAAAUGCAAGAUCCUGAGGUGAACGUCAAAGUAGCUGUGAGGGUAAGGCCUCUUUUGCCCAAGGAGAAGCUUGGUGGUGAGCAACUAUGUGUAAAAUUCCCACCAGGCAAAAAUCAACUUGUGGUGGGAAAAGACAGGGCUUUCACUUUUGACCAUGUGUUUAAUCCAAAGAUAUCUCAGGAUGAUGUCUAUCAGACAUGUGUGGAUUCCCUGGUGAAGAGCUGCUUUGAGGGCUACAAUGCUACUGUCUUUGCAUAUGGACAGACUGGGGCUGGUAAAACCUAUACCAUGGGAGGUGGGAACUCGGCCAUGCUGUCUGAUGAUGAAGUUGGUAUCAUUCCCAGAGCGGUACAUGAUAUGUUCAAGAUUAAAAGGUCCAAACCAGACACCAGUUUUCUGGUGAAGGUGUCUUAUGUGGAGAUCUACAAGGAGGAGCUAAGAGACCUGCUAGAUGUGGAUACUGCCAGUAAAGAUAUGCACAUCAGGGAAGAUGAAAGUGGAAACACAGUGAUCUCUGGCCACAGGGAGGUGGUGUGUGCCACGGAAGAUGAGGUCCUCUACUGUCUGGAACAUGGCUCUGCUGCCAGACAAACUGGGUCCACACAGAUGAAUGAACAGUCCAGCAGGUCACACUCCAUCUUCACUGUACUCAUUGAACAAAGAUGGGCUGAGGACUUGGCACUAACUGAUAGGACUUCAGGGCGCAGGGACAGCGGCAGUAGUGAGAUGGACGAGAAUGGAGAAAUGGUACACUACAUGAGCGGGAAGUUUCACUUUGUGGAUCUGGCAGGAUCAGAGAGAGCCAACAGGACAGGGAAUGUGGGGGACAGGUUUAAAGAGUCAGUUCACAUCAACAGUGGGUUGCUGGCCUUGGGUAAUGUGAUUAGUGCAUUGGGAGACACCAAGAAGAAAGUGAGCCACAUUCCAUACAGAGAUUCCAAGAUCACUAGGAUGCUGAAGGAUUCUCUUGGUGGUAAUGCCCAGACUCUGAUGAUUUGCUGCAUCAGUCCUGCUGUCUGCAACUUUGAUGAAACUCUCAAUGCCCUCAAGUACGCCAAUAGGGCCAAACAUAUCCGUAACAAGCCCGUUGUGAACAGAGAUCCUCAGUCACUGAAGUUUGAAGAAAUGCAGAGUGAGAUCAAGGCUUUAAAAGAGGAGUUACAGAGGCAGCGUACCACCCUGAUGACAGGGGGUGCUGACAUGGAGCAGGCCAUACAGGAUGCUGGACAGCUGAGGAACCUGGAGGACCAGCUGGUCAAGCUGCAGACAGAGUGUUCUCACUACCGUAUGAUAGCAGAGGAGGCAUACAGACAGCUGACAGACAUCCAGGAGAGAGACAUUCUGUCCAGAAGUCAACAGUUUAAGUUGAGGGACUGGCUGGACCUCAUGGAAGAGAUCAAGAACAGAGUGCCGUCCACUCUGAACAAAGAGGAGUGGAAUGACAGGACAGUCAAACAGCUGCAGAAGGAAUUGAAAGUUUGUCAAGAUGAAUUAAAAAGUGAUGAGCAAAUUUUUGUUGAAAAGAAUGAAGAACUAUCUGAAAUGAGCAGGAAAAUAGAAAUAUUGGAAUCUGAUUUAUUAGAGAAAAAUAGAGAAUUGGAAGAUGCAGAAAAGAUAAUAAAUGAGCACAAGGAAGUGAUGGUCCAGCAGCAGAUGAAGAUUGGAGAGUUAGAACAGGCAACUCGGAAAAGGAAAGUGAGUAUAGCGGUGAGUGAGCCUGACCAGGAUGGUGACGACACGGCACCAGUCUCAGGCAGGAGGGCGUUCUCCGUCCCUCCACACAUGCUGAAAGCGGCGAAUGCUGGGACGGUCACUAGUCUGCGUCCCCCGUCACGUAACAUCCGCACCAGUCCUGCCAUGUUCUCUGUAGAGCGCGUGAUGCAGGGGUUCCGUGCGCGUAGCCAGCUCCUGAUGAACCAGCUGGAAGAGCACGACGAGGUCCUGCACCAGGGGUUCUCAGAUAAUGAGGAAGGUGACGAUGGAGAGGAGAGUGGCAAGACAAACAAAGUUUUAGGGCAAACCUUCAAGGCUGUGAGAAGUGUGAGAAGAUCACAUACUGAUGAUGAAAAACUUUCCAUGAAGGACAACAAAGGAGCAACAAUAACAAAGACCCCCAAAGGCAGCACCCCCAGGCUUGACAAGGAGUCUUCUAGCCUGGACGUAGACAAACUGAGAACAAGCACUGUUAUACACAAGAAGAAAUUGAAGGAAACCCAAGCCAAAGUACAGGCUAAUACUCAGAAGAUUAGAGAUCUCUCCAUUAAUAUUAAGUUGAAGGAGCAGCUUAUCAAAGAGCUGGUGAAGACAGGCAAGGACGCCCACCUGAUGAAUGCACAGUACGCAGAGAAAGUCAAACUCUUGGAAAAGGAGAAGGAACAGACACGGACAGAACUGAGAGAGCUCCAGAAGGCAUUUCAGGAAUUGGAGGUGAAAGAACAAAAUGAAUCUGCUCAGAUAAACAAAGUGCAAAGUGAUUAUAAAAAGAAGAUGGAGCUCACCAAGACUAAGUUGAGUGCUUUACAGAAGAAACAGAAAGAAACUGAAAAACUAGCCAAUCUUACUGCUCAGAAUGACAAAAAAGUAGAGGAACUGGAGCUCUCUGUGGGAAAGAUGAAACAGCAACAGGAGAAUUUGACCAAGAAACUUAAGGAAGAAGCUGAGAGAAAAGCUAAGCUGGAGAAAGAAGUACAGAAAGAACAGCAGAAGAUAAAAGAACUUGAAAUAAAAAAUGAACAACAAGAGAAGAUUCUGAAGAUCAAAACAGAAGAGAUAGCUGCAGUCCAGAGAAAACUGAGGAGUGGGGGACCAGCCGUGGCCUUGGAUGCUGCCCAGGAGAAGUUGGAUGAGCAGCGGAAGUGGCUAGAUGGUGAAAUUGAGAAGGUGCUGGAGGAACGGAGGAAGAUGGAACUGCUUCAAGGGGAUCUGAAGAAACGUGAAGAAAUUCUUGCCAAGAAGGAAGCCAUAGUAGCUGAAAAAAGUCAUUUAGAGAUGAAAAAGCUCAGAUCUAGUCAGGUGCUAACCAAGGAUAUUUCUACUGUGGUAAAUAAACUGGAGACUGUGGAAAAGAAACUGGAAGAGAAGAACCGCGAGAUGUCUGCCACCCCAGUAGAAGCCAGACCAAAGCUGAAAGAUGAGAUAAAAAGUCUCCAGCAGGCUCAGGAGAGGUUGAGGAGGCAGAGAGCAGUGCUGGAUGACAAACUGUACGAUGGUGCUGUGAUUUCUCCACAGGAAGAAAGGAGGCUGAUAGAGCUGGAUGAAGCCAUAGAAGCCUUGGAUGCAGCUAUUGAAUACAAGAAUGAGAACAUCCGGUGCCAGGAGGAGGAAUUACGCAGAUCUCAGCUAUUCACACAGAGUGAGGAUAAUUUGUUGAACAAGUUAAAGUCACUGACCUCCACCGAGACCAAAAGUUUGUUGCACAAAUACUUUGAGAAGGUCAUCGACCUCAGAGAGUCAGAGAGGAAGAAAGAACUUCAAAUUAGUGAAAUGGAGAUGAAGACAGAUGAACAGGAGCGUCUGCUGAAGGAGUUAGAGUUCGCCCUACAGCGGUCAGCCAUGGAGAUGGACAUCAAACUGACCCAACAACAGCAGGACUAUGAGCAGAAGAUUCAGCUUCUGAUGAAGCAGUUAGCUGAGAGAGCAGGGCCAGACACACAGGAAGCUAGGAUUCAGCAGCUGGAGAAGGACUUGUUUUACUACAAGAAGACCAGCAGAGAUCUGAAGAAGAAGUUACGGGAGGUGUUGGCAGGCCACCUGGAGGCUGAGGGCGGAGGAGGUGGUGACACUGCAGACAGUGUAUCAAAUUCCUUACAUACAGCCAGAGAAAACGGCUCCGAGAGCCACAGGUCCAGUAAACCUGGCACUCCUCACACGCCUCACGGAAUUCCUGCCUCUGCUAGAGGGCAGCACACGCACAGGGAGUCUACCCCAAGAUCUUCCAGACAGCCUACUCCAUCGCGACCAUCCACAGGCACCUCCCACAAUGAAGUGUCCAGUUCCAGGAUGUCCCAGCUGAAGGGUGUGGAGGGGUCACGUCAGGGGACUCCAGUGAAGAUCUCCAGGAGGGACCUUAGGCCCAUGUCAGAGGCGGAGGUGGAGAUGAGGAGGUCCAAUGCCACCCAGGCUUCUGUGCAGGAUUCCUUGGACACAGGAAAGAAUCCAUGGUCUUAGCAGUGAGUGAGGUCCAGGAACACGGUUUCUCCUUCCUGUUAUGACAACCAAACAGUUCAAAUGUCAUCAGCAAUACACUAAUAGUUUACUACAAUGUUGUCCAAGCUGUCUGUGUCAUGAAGCAUUUAUGAAGAAUUUUUUACUCUCUGCCAGUGUCUUCCCAGUUUUAAGUUAUGUGUUUGUGGGUGGAGGUGCGUGUGUUUUGUAACGGGGUGGGGGGGGGGGGGUGCACGCAGACAAUCAGACUUAAGCUAAUAAGAUAAACUGGGUAACAUUUUUACCGUCCAUGUUUUUUAUCACCAGAACAUUGGCCAUUGUAGGCUUGAAAAUAUUUUGUAAUUGCUUUUUGUUUUUAAUGCCUUUAAAAACAUUAAUGUUGUACAAGAUGUGUUGAAACAUUUGUAGUUAAGUUCUUAGUGUUGUUAAUUCCCAGUACCACGUCAUGCCUUGGUAUUUUUCCAAGUUAUGAAAUCAGCCAAUACUGAAUAAGAAAAAAAACAUUGGUGAGCAUUAAAGUUUAUAACAUUUGCAAUACCUUUGUAAAUCAACAGCACAAGUCAGGUGUAUAAUAUACAUCUGUUUUAAUUCACUAGUAAGUCUUUCCUGUUGUAUGUGACUGUGUCAAGUUGUUUGGUGAUAGCAAGUAUUUAUUGUGGAGUUUAUCUACGUAAUUAACUUCGCCAUCUACCAUAAAGUUUGCCAGGAGUCAAUAUGUAAUCCUGGUGUAAAUGUUUGUAUGUACAAUAGUAGUCCUGGGUGUUGUAGUUGAGACACUGAGGUGUAUAGUGUGGGUGAUAAUGAGAUUGGUUGUGUUAAUUACCAAUUAAUAUAACUGUUAGGGAACAUUCCAACAUGAAAAUCUUUCUCUUUUAUCUGAAAAGAUGUUAAUAUGGUCUAUGUAUAUAAAGCCUGAUAGUAUAUUUGGAGAUAAUUGACUCUUGUUUCAUGUCAUUUAUGUUUGUUUUGAUAUUAAUGAUAUUGCAUAAUUGUCCUCAAAAAAUGUAAAAAGCUAGCAUUGCUCACUAAAAUAGCAAAUUUCACACUGCACUAAAAUGAAGUAUUUGAAAAUGUGCUUCUUUUAAUUCGAUUCGUGGAUGAGGUUUCUUGGUAUCUAAAUUAAGAAAAAAACUGUCUUCAAACAUAUUUUUCAGUUUAUUUUUGAAUUACUUCAAGUAGUAUGCUACUCAUUACCAUGUUUUGUUAUUGUCAACUUGUGCAGGAUCUUGUUUUUUUAUGUGUGAUUAAUGAAGUUGAAAUGUUUUAGUCAUUGCAUAUUUAGAUCAUAAAAACCCUAAUUCAUCACCAUGCAAACUCUUGAUUUUGACAAAAAGAAUUGCCCCCUGUGCCUUGAAUUGAGUGACUGCUUUCUGUAAAUUGGUUGUUUUUUAUCAAGCGGCCUUCAUACUGAGUGUAUAAAAGAGAUUUUCAGGAUAUGAGUUUUGAGUGGUUAAGCACGUUUCCAGUAUGUUGAAUAAGCUAUUUACUAAUGAGACCUGCCAUACAAUAGGAAAUAACUGAGCCAGGAUUACACAGCACUGAAAACAUGCUUUGGCCACUAAGCAGUGGGGAGUAAUACAGCUCUAGACAAAAGAAUGUUAUAAAUGGGGAAAGUUGGCUUAUUUACAACAGGAACACUUUAAAGAUAUUUGAAUGAAAUAUGUUUGCUGAGCUCUGUUCAAGAAGGGCUAAUGCAUAUUUUGAUUGAACACUUUGUUUAUAUCUCCUCCAUGCUUAAGUAGCACAAAGUAUGGAAGUUGAACUGUGGGACUUGGUAAAAUGUCUCCAAAUGUACACAGUGCUACGCUUCCAUGGAUACAUACUGUCAUUAUUUUUCUAUCUUAUGGCUGAAACCCCUUUUUGUUACAAAGACUUUGCUGCUGAUAUUGGUGUUCAAACAUUUCUAAGGAAAGAAAUUAUCAGUGUAAGUAAAACAGUUUAGGACCGACUUUGCUGUGUUUUAAGUUUGACACAUUUUCGUGACUUCUUUCCUAUUUGUUGCUUAGAACAUUCUGUAAAUACUUGUCCAUUCAUGUCACAUUUAUUUAUUGUCAUUUGAGGACUUGUCCAUUCAUGUGAAAUAAAAUGAUUUUAUAGUGAA
This is a messenger RNA of Lingula anatina, 6442 nucleotides long. RefSeq names its product kinesin-like protein KIF27. The record is from RefSeq and is a predicted model, not a curated record. Lineage: Eukaryota; Metazoa; Brachiopoda; Lingulata; Lingulida; Lingulidae. Gene Ontology annotation, cellular component: microtubule associated complex. Gene Ontology annotation, biological process: mitotic spindle organization; microtubule-based movement; spindle elongation. Gene Ontology annotation, molecular function: ATP binding; microtubule binding; microtubule motor activity.